Messenger RNA from Fusarium proliferatum ET1, 1719 nucleotides. RefSeq lists its product as uncharacterized. Lineage: Eukaryota; Fungi; Ascomycota; Sordariomycetes; Hypocreales; Nectriaceae. Gene Ontology annotation, biological process: protein phosphorylation. Gene Ontology annotation, molecular function: protein kinase activity; ATP binding. The coding region runs from base 1 to 1719 and encodes 572 amino acids. The transcript has 5 exons. The record is from RefSeq and is a predicted model, not a curated record.
AUGGUCGAUUACUUCAGUGCGGGCUCUGACGCGCUCAACUUUCCUAAUACUCUCACAAACAUUAUAUCAACUGUCCAGAAAAUCUCAACCCAACGCCGAUCAGGCAAACAGAAAUGUGCCGAGCUAUUGGUGGAUGCAUUUACUCUGCAGGAUAUGAUCGACAACCCUAACGCCUCUGAUGCUGGGUUGCAGGAGAAAAAGCUAGAGGAUCUCAUUGUUAGGAUCAAGGAUUGCUUGGUGAGAUUCUCCAAGGAAGACUGGCUCGAUGAUGCGGUCGAAGCCAUGUUCAAAAAUGAUUAUUCGCAACUACGAAACGAGUAUCUGAAAAUAGAAGGCAGGUAUAUUUUGAGGGCGAUAAAUCACAUCGAAAAUAGCCUUGGCCAGACAGUAUCACUCUGGCAUAAGAUGCUGGAGACAGCAAAGCAUUCCACGCCAGUUCACAGUCUCACUCGCAUCACCAUGGACGUCUCUGCUCUAAAUUGGAAAGAGUCGAUUGGAAGAGGGGAGGUCGCGGGAUAUGGCGAUGUAGAAUGUCGCAAACUUGAGACCGGCCUCUCAAGUCAACGGGCUUUGAAUCUAUACCAAGACCUACAAAAUGGAGCGCAUAUCCAGAAGAUCCACGGCAUUGUGGAGAUAAACGAUCAAGACUAUGUCAUUUUGCAGGACUGUUCCAUCUUGACAACACUCAAGACCUGGCGCAGCGAUUCCAGCCGAGUACUCACCCUCCGGGACCGAGUGCACAUCGCAUACGACGUGGCUCAAUCUGUCGCUUGGCUUCAUGGAGGCGGGCUCCUUGUCAAGUAUCUGACUGAAUCUUCCAUUCAUCUCAGGAGCGAUGGAAAUUCACGUCAGCACCCGGUUCUGACCCAGCUUCACUAUACACGUUGUCUUUACGAGAAAACAAAUAGUGUCCGUAUAGAUCACAGAUAUGAGGCUCAAGAGAUCCUUGCACAGCUUCUUGAGAAAAACGGAUCUAUACCACAUUCCCACGAAACUGAUAUCUGGAGCCUGGGGACUAUUGUUUGGCAGAUACUCACAGACGGGACUCCAUACCUGAUCGAGGAGCCCAUUUAUUUUCAUAAUCCCGAACAAGACGCGGCAACAUUAAAACGACGCUUGGACAUCUAUCCCUUUCCAGGGGACUUCCCUGUUGAAUUUCCCUCGCCGCUUGUCGACAUUGUUCAGAGCUGUUGGAAGCCGCUAGAUCAGGGCCGACCAUCUGCCAUGACGGUAGCAAGUUCUCUGCUUCGAGCACUUGUUCUUCUUGAUAAGGUUGUGUUUUCCUCUGUGAGAGACUGUGUUGGCGAAUCUGUGAGAAUCGCAAAUCCUCGGGAUUUAGAAAUUGCUCGAUCUACCGCCUGGCAGUUGAUUCAGGAGGCGAGAAAGAGUUCCAAGAUCCAAGAUCAGCAAGUUAGUCAACUGAGCAACCACCAUACCUCCAUCCUUCUUCAUCAAUCCGAGCAUCCGGAACACCCAGAGUGUGCUUUUCUCGUCGGGUCUCUGAUUUGGUGGGACCUUAUCAACGUCUGGUUAGUGAACGACUCGACAGUACCUCGUUCUGAUCUGGGAUUUGAUGGUCGACGAGCAGAGCUUGCUCUUAAGUACCUGCUCUCAGCAAGUGAUAGAGGGUAUAUGCAGGCUAACUUUGAAAUCACCCGAGCAUAUGCAGCUCUUUGCCAUGAUUACAAUGCGCGAACCAAGAUUGUGCGUAAUACAUAA